Messenger RNA from Talpa occidentalis (Iberian mole), 2095 nucleotides. It is a transcript of the gene CCDC43, whose product is annotated as coiled-coil domain containing 43. The record is from RefSeq and is a predicted model, not a curated record. Bases 28 to 702 code for a protein of 224 amino acids. Lineage: Eukaryota; Metazoa; Chordata; Mammalia; Eulipotyphla; Talpidae. The transcript is spliced from 5 exons.
CGGGGCUGGCAGGACCCUGACCCCAAGAUGGCGGCGCCCAGCGAAUUGGCCGCGGGAGCCGCAAGUGAAGGCGAUGGUGGGGGUAGCAGUUUUGGAUCGUGGCUGGAUGGACGGUUGGAGGCGCUGGGAGUGGAUCGAGCCGUUUACGGUGCCUACAUACUGGGUGUCCUGCAGGAGGAGGAGGAGGAGGAGAAACUGGAUGCUCUGCAGGGUAUCCUCGCUGCUUUCCUGGAAGAAGAUUCCCUCCUUAACAUCUGCAAGGAGAUUGUGGAACGAUGGUCUGAAACUCAGAAUAUUGUCACCAAGGUGAAAAAAGAAGAUGAGGUACAGGCCAUUGCCACCCUGAUUGAGAAGCAGGCACAGAUCGUGGUGAAACCCCGGAUGGUGUCAGAAGAGGAAAAGCAGAGAAAAGCUGCCCUCCUGGCUCAGUAUGCUGAUGUGACAGAUGAAGAAGAUGAAGCAGAUGAAAAGGGUGACUCAGGUGCCGCCACAGUGAACCUGGGUUCUGACAAAUCUCUCUUCCGGAACACCAAUGUGGAAGAUGUCCUUAAUGCUCGAAAACUGGAGCGAGACUCACUUCGGGAUGAGUCCCAAAGGAAGAAGGAACAGGACAAGCUGCAGAGAGAGAGGGAGAAACUAGCCAAGCAAGAGCGCAAGGAAAAGGAAAAGAAAAGGACACAGAAAGGAGAACGAAAGCGGUAACCUUGGCCCGCGCCUUUCUCCGCACGAACUUGAUGAGCGGGUGGACGGGUUGUGCACGUGUGUAUUUAAGAGCAAUGAGAGGCCACUGAACAGUGGUGUCCCGAGGCAUCGCCCCUUUUGUUUACACGGUCAAAAGGAAACCAAACACUUCUAAUUCUAAACCGUGCCAUGUGUCUGUGGUGUGGGGAACCAGAUUUUUGUUGUUGACGUCUGUACCAAAGACCCGGAAAAACCUUUAUAUUUUAAUAGUAAGUCUCCCCUCCCCUUGGACAGAUAGCAGGAAUAAUCAGAAGCUGAUGGUUACAGUUUUCAUCCUGGAGGAGCAGAAGCAAGAGCACUCUUUCCUGGAGGUGAAAUUUUGGAGUGUCACUUCCUUCGGCACUCACCCACCGUCGAGUCUCGUGGCUGACAUAGGAAGCUAAUGAAGAGCCUUAUCUGGAGCCAAACUUUGUUACAUGGCAACAAACUAGGAAAUGAGAAGAAAUUAUUUGGUGGAUAUUCUCCAUUUGAGAAGUUUUUUUUUUAAAGUUUUAUCCUAUGGAAGAAAAAGGAAUCUUUUAAAGUAGAAAUAGUUGUGUAUUUUUCCUCUCUAGGCUGUGAUUUUAAGAAGGAGGUGUCAGUAUUAGGUGCAAGGAUUUUGUUAGCUAGAAUGAUUUUUUAAUAAUCAUGAAUCCUUGAAUGCUAGUAGAGAUUUUAAUUCUGAUUUGCUCUAAAACAUGAGAAUAAAGACCUACUAAUUACAGGUUUAGAGAAACUGCAGGAACUGCCCUUUUAAGGAAGAAACACUGAGAAUCAAAGCUAUUUAACACAAAGAUAUUUAAGAGUGUACAUAAUAGCUCUCAACAAAUUUGUUGAGUGAGUGAUGAAUGGAAAAGUCAAAAGCAAGAGGAACUCUUCAUUCCCCCACUUUUGUCAAAAACCACAAUUGCAUUUAAUUGUAAAUAAAACCUUUUUCUGACUUUAGGCAACAGACUGUCAAGCCUGAAGAGACAAUUUCUCUAAUAAGACAGAAAGUAGGUAAUUUAUACCAGGCCUGGGCAAACUUCACCACAAGCCAAAUUUGGCCCAGACUGUUUUUUGUAUGGUGCAAGCUAACAAUGGUUUUUACAUUUUUAAAGCAUUGUAAAAGAAAGAAUAUGAGACUGGGUGUGACCUGUAAAGACAAAUGUGUAUCAUCUGGCCCUUGGGAGAAAAAGUUUGCCAACCUCUAUUUUGUAUGAAAUUAACAAAAAUUUUUACCUUUGUGCAGGAGGUAUAAAAAGCAGCAUGGUAGGAAAAGAUGUGUUACCUCUCUCCACUCCUAUGACUGUGGCAUUGCCCAAAAAAAGCCUUUUUAAAAAAUAAACUAUUUAAAUCACUGUCUUCUGAUUUAUUCAUAUUCCUUCUAGCUACU